Molecule: messenger RNA, 552 nt
Organism: Emiliania huxleyi CCMP1516
Lineage: Eukaryota; Haptophyta; Isochrysidales; Noelaerhabdaceae
Gene: Arf1
Product: ADP-ribosylation factor
Exons: 2
Coding region: 1-552 (183 amino acids)
Biological process (GO): intracellular protein transport; vesicle-mediated transport
Cellular component (GO): cytoplasm
Molecular function (GO): GTPase activity; GTP binding
Source: RefSeq, a predicted model, not a curated record
AUGGGGCUCGUCUUCUCCAAAGUGUUCUCCAAGCUCUUUGGGAAGAAGGACGUGCGCAUCCUCAUGGUCGGCCUCGACGCGGCGGGCAAGACAACCAUCCUGUACAAGCUCAAGCUGGGCGAGAUUGUGACGACCAUCCCGACGAUCGGCUUCAACGUCGAGACCGUCGAGUACAAGAACAUCUCCUUCACGGUGUGGGACGUCGGCGGCCAGGACAAGAUCCGCCCGCUCUGGCGCCACUACUACCAAAACACGCAGGGCGUCAUCUUUGUCGUCGACUCGAACGACCGCGACCGAGUCGUCGAGGCGCGCGACGAGCUGCACCGCAUGCUCAACGAGGACGAACUCCGCCAGGCGAUCCUACUGGUCUUUGCCAACAAGCAGGACUUGCCCAACGCGAUGAAUGCAGCAGAGAUCACUGACAAGCUCGGCCUCCACUCCCUCCGGCAGCGGAACUGGUACAUUCAAUCGACGUGCGCGACGACGGGCGACGGCCUCUACGAGGGCCUCGACUGGCUCUCCUCAUCAAUCUCUACCCUCCCCGCGAGCUGA